Molecule: messenger RNA, 696 nt
Organism: Leishmania mexicana MHOM/GT/2001/U1103
Lineage: Eukaryota; Euglenozoa; Kinetoplastea; Trypanosomatida; Trypanosomatidae
Exons: 1
Coding region: 1-696 (231 amino acids)
Source: RefSeq, a predicted model, not a curated record
AUGCACCUCCUACCAAAAGCAGCGACCGUGACGAAGCGCAAGAUGCUUGGCUUGACCACCGGCGAUGAUUGCAGUACGACAAAAACGUUGGAACCAUCGGUGCAGCUGCACCCUCUUGUGGGCUACGCGUCCACCGUCUCCCUUCCGACGGUGUACUCGGCUCUCGUGAAGGUCACGAACCGCGUGUUGUCGUUUGCUGCUGCAGGAGGGGAAGACCGGCUCAGCAGAGAGGGCUUCCGCGAACUGCUCGCGCUCAUUGGGCCUGCGGAGGUGCUCAGUGCCGAGUACGCUGACAGAAUGUUUACCACGCUGCCUUCGUACAACGCCGAUAGCGACACCACAGAGGCGUUGGCCAUCUUUACUCUGUUGAUCGAGCACCGGCACCAUCCUCGGCUGAACUCCAACGUGGAGGCGCUGUUCGGGGCAUUUGACACGGACGCCAAAGGUGUCGUGCCCGCAGAGGUUCUUUAUCCGAACGUACUCGCGGACUGGGCCUCGCAGCGCACCUUUGGGAAUCUGCGCGACCAGUGGCAGCGUUUCGCCGCUGUGAUUAGUCUGGAGAGCGAGAGGAACACGGAUGCGCUUCCACUUCUGCCUCCUUUGGCUUCACGUACCGCUAUCCGCGCAGCGUUGUGCAGCGUUGCCGCCAUCUACACCGCGACCUGCUCGCUAGACCUCGACGGCAGCUCUCUGUAG